Cyclopterus lumpus (lumpfish) is the source of this 1186-nucleotide messenger RNA. It is a transcript of the gene paqr7b, whose product is annotated as progestin and adipoQ receptor family member VII, b. Gene Ontology annotation, cellular component: plasma membrane. Gene Ontology annotation, biological process: response to steroid hormone. The record is from RefSeq and is a predicted model, not a curated record. The coding region runs from base 110 to 1186 and encodes 358 amino acids. NCBI's taxonomy places the organism in Eukaryota, Metazoa, Chordata, Actinopteri, Perciformes, Cyclopteridae. Gene Ontology annotation, molecular function: steroid binding; nuclear steroid receptor activity. The transcript is spliced from 2 exons.
UUUCUGCUCACCCCUUCAAACAAUGUUAUCUCUAUUCGACUCGGCUCUACACCGCUCAUCGACCGCUAAGCUCAAGGCUCUGGAUUGAUUCGACCGUCUACAGUUUGCCAUGGCGACGGUGGUGAUGGAGCAGAUCGGCCGCCUGUUCAUCAACGCGCAGCAGCUGCGUCAGAUCCCUCAGCUGCUGGAGUCGGCCUUCCCCACGCUGCCUUGCACCGUCAAGGUGUCCGACGUUCCCUGGGUGUUCCGCGAGCGGCACAUCCUCACCGGCUACAGGCAGCCGGACCAAAGCUGGCGCUACUACUUCCUCACGCUCUUCCAAAGGCACAACGAGACCCUCAACGUGUGGACCCACCUGCUGGCCGCCUUCAUCAUCUUGGUGAAGUGGCAGGAGAUCUCGCAGACGGUGGAUUUCUUGCGGGACCCUCACGCCCAGCCCCUCUUCAUUGUCCUCCUGGCAGCCUUCACCUACCUCUCCUUCAGCGCCCUCGCUCAUCUCCUCUCCGCCAGGUCCGAGCUCUCCUACUACAGCUUCUACUUCCUCGACUACGUGGGGGUCGCCGUCUACCAGUACGGCAGCGCCCUGGCGCACUACUACUACGCCAUAGAGAAGGAGUGGCACACUCGAGUGCAGGGGCUCUUUUUGCCCGCUGCGGCGUUCUUGGCGUGGCUUACGUGCUUCGGCUGUUGCUACGGCAAAUACGCGGGCCCCGAGCUGCCAAAGUUAUCCCGCAAGCUCUGCCAAGUGGUGCCCUCAGCCUUGGCUUACUGUUUAGACAUAAGCCCUGUGGUUCACCGCAUCUACAGAUGCUACCAGGAGGGCUGCUCCGACCCAGUCGUGGCGUACCAUUUCUACCACGUGCUCUUUUUCCUAAUCAGCGCCUAUUUCUUCUGCUGCCCUCACCCGGAGAGUUUGUUCCCCGGGAAGUGUGACUUCAUCGGCCAGGGCCACCAGAUCUUCCACAUAUUCGUGGUGGUGUGCACCCUGAUGCAGAUCGAAGCGCUGAAGACAGACUUCACGGAGCGCCGCUCCUUCUACGAGCGCCUUCACGGCGAUCUGGCCCACGACGCCGUGGCGCUCUUCAUCUUCACGGCGUGCUGCAGCGCUCUGACCGCGUUCUACGUGCACAAUCGCGUCCGUGCCUCGCUGCACGAGAAGGAGCACAAAGAGUUGAAAAAAGGGUAA